Molecule: messenger RNA, 5626 nt
Organism: Onychostoma macrolepis
Lineage: Eukaryota; Metazoa; Chordata; Actinopteri; Cypriniformes; Cyprinidae
Gene: fnip1
Product: folliculin interacting protein 1
Exons: 18
Coding region: 807-4175 (1122 amino acids)
Cellular component (GO): cytoplasm
Molecular function (GO): protein-folding chaperone binding; ATPase inhibitor activity
Source: RefSeq, a predicted model, not a curated record
CUGAGAGGACUUCAGUCGAAACAAGUUGAUCAUUAUCCUUUUUCAGAUUACUGGAUCAUAUCUGACCAGCAGAGGGCAGUCAACACUUCUUCUACUGCGUGCUUGGUUUACAUUUCUACAAAUAUUUGAAUGUAACUUAAUGGCCAUGCAGUGUUUUUAAGACCUUAAGAUGGAUGAAUGCGUGCGCACUGGGGUGAGACUUCUUAAACAAACACAAGAGCUGAAUAAUAUACAACUCCUGGAGUGUAAAAUGAAGUUAAAACUGAUCAAGUUAUGUAAUAUGUAUUUAGUGGAUGAUUUUAAUGCAGAGUCAUCGAAAUGAGAAAGCAACAAUGCCUUGCGGUGCUCGUGGAAUAGAUUUUAACACGCUUUAAAUGAAAAGAAAACCAUACAAAUGAAAUUAUAUUAUGUUUGGAUAAAAAAAUAAAUAUUAAAAAGACACAUACAGAACAUUCUUAUUGUGCAAUUGCUCUUUUUUUAAUGUCUCUGUGCAUCACCGAGCAUAAAAAGAACAAAAUGCCCGUGAAAUACAGAUUAAAUGCAUUGGUUUUAAAUGUAACCCCAAAACAUCAACACAGCCGUUCUGACCACGUGGUCUAUGAACCAAAAUAUCAGCCAAUCAGGAAAGCGGACGGGAGCGCAGCGAAUAAUCGACCAAUCAGAGAGCAGUGGCGUUGCCAAGCAGCUCGUGUGACUAAUGGCAGUCAUAUGACUGGCCCACAAAUGGAGUCCGUCUGCUGGAGUCGAAUGUGGCUCAAGAAUUAAACACAAAAAAGGAUUUUUUCCUUCUAAACUGUGGGUCCAUUAUGGCGCCCACGUUAUUUAAUAAACUUUUCAACAAAAGAAGCGCGUUUUCACCGCCCGCGAAAUGCAGCAAGGAGGACAUGGUGUUCAGCUGGUCGUCACCAGAGCUGGAGCCCAGCCAGAUCCGUCUCAUUGUCUACCAGGACUGUGAGCGGCGCGGCAGGAACGUCCUCUUCGACUCGGACGCCAGAAAGAGAAGCACGGAAGAUGCCCCGGUCACGAGGGUGUGUGGAGAGGCACAGGCGAAGAUGUUUGGGAAGUGUUGUCAGCUGAGGCCUACGGGCGGCAGCACCAGUUCUCUGGACAGCAGCUCGUCCUGCGCCUCCGAGCCCAAAGAACAAAACCGCUUCCAGGGCUCCUCACGGUGCUCAUCAGACGCUAACAUGCUCGGAGAAAUGAUGUUCGGCUCGGUGGCCAUGAGCUACAAAGGCUCAACGCUGAAGAUCCACCAGAUAAGAUCUCCUCCACAGCUGAUGCUCAGUAAAGUGUUUACAGCGAGAACGGGCGGAAGCGUCUAUGGCAGCCUGAACACACUGCAGGACAGUUUAGAGUUCAUCAAUCAGGACUCCGGCGCGCUGCGGCCCGAGCAGAACACCACCGCCAACGGCUUCCUGGGCAGCAUAGGUUUCUCUCAGCUCUGCAGCCCGCGCCGGGCGCUCUCAGAGCAAGGCCCUCUCCGUCUCAUCAAGAGCGCCUCUUUCUUUUCAGGACACAGUAACCCCAUGGACAUGCCGGGCCGAGGACUGUACGAUGAGAGAGACAGCGGCAUCGCCCGCUCCGCAUCUUUAAGCAGCCUGUUGAUCACCCCGUUUCCAUCGCCGGGCUCCUCUCUUACCAGCAGCUGUGCUAGUAGCUACCAGCGACGCUGGUUACGCAGCCAAACCACCAGCCUGGAGAACGGCGUCUUCCCUCGAUGGUCUGUGGAGGAGAGCUUCAACAUGUCUGACGAGAACAGCGGGCCGAGUUUGGGUGUUGCCAGGAAGAAGAAGAUCGCUAUUGGUGUCAUCUUCCUGCUCUCGCCCAACGAGGAAGAAAAUGCCAAGUUCCAGGACUUUUUCUUCUCUCACUUUCCUCUCUUUGAGAGUCACAUGAACAAACUCAAAAGUGCCAUUGAGCAGGCUAUGAUACUGAGCCGCAGGUCAGCUGAUGCCAGCCAGAGAGCUUUGGCUUACAGUCGCAUGGUGGAUGGCCUCAAUGAGUUUAGGACGACCAUCUGCAACCUGUACACCAUGCCACGUGUGCCUGAGCCCGUCUGGCUCACCAUGAUGUCGGGUCCACCUGAAAAGAACCAGCUUUGUGGUCAGUUCAUGAGGGAGCUGGCCUUGCUCAUGGAGCAAGCCUCCAAGAACCAAUUCCUCCCGGCGCUUCUCACUGCAGUUCUCACUAACCAUCUCGCCUGGGUUCCCACGGUCAUGCCCAACGGUCAACCACCCUUAAAGAUCUUCCUGGAGAAGCACUCCUCACAGAGCGUGGACAUGCUGGCGAAAACACAUCCCUACAACCCACUUUGGGCACAGCUUGGUGACCUGUAUGGGGCAAUCGGCUCACCUGUGCGUCUGUCCCGUACGGUGGUGGUUGGCCGACGACAGGAGCUGGUGCAGCGUCUUCUCUAUGUGCUGACCUACUUCAUCCGCUGCUCGGAGUUACUGGAAACACACCUGCUGGAGAGCGCAGAGGACGUGGCCAUCGUGAUGCCCGGCUCGCUCAUCACCACGUCGCUGCGCCGCGGAGAGGUGGAGGAGUCCGACUACGUGUUGGUCACCGUGCACAAGCCGAGCCAAGACUACCUGUCCCAGGGUGCCGAGGGAGAGGACGGCUACCCGUCUGAUGACAACAGCUUACAGAGCAGCACAUACAUGGACACAGAAGCCCCAGACGAGCACAAGCUUCCGCAUCCCGCCGUACCGGAGGAGGACUGUAUCAGUGACGCGCCUGUCUGCAGAGAAGCAGAGAGCCCACGGCUUGAGACUCGACUGGAAACCGUGGUAAAAGUCGGCUCCAACUCGCCGUGUGAGAGAAUACCCUCGCUCGAAAUUCAAGGGGAUGUGCGGCCCGAGGUGGAGUCUGGUGCCGUGCCCAUCAGGAUCUUCCAUUCAUCAGAUAUCCUGCUAGAAAAGAAGCCCCCUGACAAGAGCUUUGAUAACGCCGGGAACGAGCCCUCCGCUAAAGUCACAUUCCUCAUCGGAGAUUCAAUGUCUCCUGAAUCUGACAUGGAGAGUCGACAACAAAAGCUGGAGGAGGAGAUCAAGAAACACAAGAAGCUUCUCAAAGACAACCAGCAGAAGCAGUGUAACAGCGAGGUUAAACUCCAAGUGGACCAAAUCAAGACCAACGAUAGCAAGACUAGAACUAGAAAGACGUCUCAGUGGUGUCCGAGAGCGCAAGGCGACUGCUUGGACAUGUUUGACGAGUAUUUCAGCGAUGACAAUCCCGUGGAGACGAGGACUAUAGAUGAUGUCUUCCAAACAGCGAUGAAAAGCGCAGGAAACGAUGCCCCACGGUUGGACAAAGUCAGGUGUGAGUGCGACUCAGGAGACGUCAGCGCGGGCUGCUGUAAAACCUGCUGUUCUGCCGAGCAAGACAAGGGCAUCGAGAUGUCGUUGAGUGUUCCUUCACAAGGCACCGCUGGGGAGAAAAAGAAAGCAGUCCCGCUGAACGACUGGGAGAUCCCACGCAACGAGAGCUCGGACAGCGCGCUGGGGGACAGCGAGAGCGAGGACGCCGGACAGGAGCUGCCGAGGCAGGAGCCCGACGGGCCGUUCUACGCUGACGAGCAGGCCGACUGGCAGGAUGAGCUCGAGGUGCCUUUACCCGGAGCAAAGUUGGUGGAGAACUUCUCUAAACCAAGCAUUGCCAACUUUGGGAGGUCGCUCUUCGGAGGAUACUGUCCUACGUACGUCCCAGACUUUGUUCUGCACGGAGCCCCCAAUGAUGAGAAACUGAGGCAGAACCUCGUGUCGGAUCUGGCCCAUGCUGUGCAGCAUCCUGUGCUGGAUGAGCCCAUCGCGGAGGCCGUCUGCAUUAUCGCAGACACCGAUAAGUGGAGCGUGCAGGUGGCCAGCAGCCAGAGACGACCCUCCGACAAGCUGGGCAAAGAGGUGCUCGUGUCCAACCUCGUGUCCAACCUGCUCCAGUCCACCUACCAGCUCUACCGACUCAACCUGUCGCCAAACUUCUGUAUAAUGCAUCUGGAGGACCGGCUGCAGGAACUCUACUUCAAGAGCAAAAUGCUGGCCGAAUACUUGAAAGGACAGACCAGGGUGCAUGUGAAGGAGUUGGGCAUGGUUCUAGGGAUCGAGUCUAACGAUCUGCCCCUGCUAGCGGCUAUAGCGAGCACACACUCGCCGUACGUGGCCCAGAUUCUCCUGUAGGCCACAUGGAGAGCGAGAGAGACUCCAUUCCCCCGCCGGCAGACGGGUCGGGUCCUCCGGGUUCGGGGCCCCUCGAAGCCCCCUGAGACUCCUGGAGCAGGGAGGCCCUUGAGUUGGCGUUGGUUGGGAACGGUCUCAGGGUGAGCAGACUGCAGGACAGACGCUCUGCCAUUAGAUGACGGUCGAAACCCUGAGGUUCCCUGAAAGUGACCUGGGAAUAUCACUUUUCAACAGAGGACACACGGAGUGCAUUUUUUAAUUCCAUAAACCGCAUUUUGUUUUAUUUCUUGUUCCUUUACACAACGUAAGAAUGUAAAAGCCAAAGAAGAAAUCCAAGCAGCCCUUGCGUACAUCAAGCUGUUCAUGGCACCUUCUUCAAAUCAACGUAGGAAGCACAGACUUGGUUAUAAAAUCAGUUUUAUGAUUUUAAAUGAAUAUAUCAUGGACUGUUCUCAAUCGAUUGUGGCAGUGAGCGAUCAUGUAAUAUUCCUUUCUUUGUGUUUACAAGCGAGCUUACCCUGUCGUGUCCAGUUGAAAUGAGCUCUACCUCAAACCUUCAGUAUCACACACACACAUCUAACAUGCUAAAUUAAACAUUUGAGGUAAAGUUUUCAUUUUUGGUUUUCAAUCAUCCAAUAAAGAUGAAACCGUGGCACGAUUUCCCAUGAAUGAGCUCUGAGGAUUCAGUUUUUAUCUUUUUUUUUUUGGGCAGCAUCACUUUAGCUGUAACAGAAGUGUUUACCUGUCCUGUGGAAAUGAUUAAGAGAUGUAUUUUUAUUUGAAGAGUCAUUUAGACACAACAUUUUGGUCAAGAGAAACACGAUGGUCACCAAUCACUACGUUGGGAUUUGUGCUGGACCCUUUUUUUAACACUGAUCCAGGGACAUUCAACAAUCAUCUUGUAUAUUCAGGAUUGAAAUGCUGAAAUUUUUUUAUGUGUCGUCUUAGCUUGCAUACAGAUUGUUUACUGAUGGAAUAACAGAGAAAUGGAUGAAAAAUGAACAUGCAAUGAUUCAAUUCAAGUUAAUGACUUACCAAGAUGUUUAUGAAUGGUUGGCUUACUUUGUCUUUGGGUCAAACCAUACAUCUAAGUCUUAAUCGACAAAAAAAGAAAAGAAAAAAAAAAAAACACAGGCUUUGCAAGGUGUUUCAGGUUAUUGUAGCCGGUUAAAACAUGUAGGAGUUGCUUCGGUGGGAAACAUUUUGUAUUUAAAAAAAAAAAAAAAAAUCUAUAUCCAUUUGUCUUCUCCAGAAUGUGUAUUUAUAUCUAAUUAUUUCUUUAUACAGAAAAGCAUUUAAUUUAUUUACUUGGCAUGCAUUGGUAAAUGUUAGCUGUAUAUACUGCAUUUGAUUUUCUUGAUGUAUUUGUACAUAAAGCCUCUCUUUUUGACCUUAUCUUUGUUUCCCAGUUUUUAUGGGAAUAUUGUGCAAUAAAUAUGCCAUUACAAUUA